AAUCGCAUCAAAUGGCUUCCUGAAGUGAUUGGACGAUUAACAGCUUUGACUGAGCUGAGACUUCAUCAUAACGAGAUUGAACAAGUGCCCCCAGAAUUCGCACAAAUGCGAAGCCUCAGGAAGUUGUGGUUGAAUGACAACAAACUAGUUGCAUGUCCAACUGAGUUGGGAAGUCUGACAUUGUUGGAAAUGCUCUCGCUGUCUCGGAAUCCCUUUGAUGAGCUCUGCCUGGGCAUCGGAUACCUCACGAAGUUGAAAGACCUUCAGUUGGAUCAGCUGAAUCUCAAAGUCCCUCCGAGAGAGAUCAAAAUUCGCUCCCUUGAGAUUCGAGGAAACCGACUUUCUCGACUGCCGAGGACCAUUGGGGGGCUGAACCUCCUGUCUGAGCUCCACCUUGAUGACAACGAACUGCGUGAGUUGCCACAGAGUGCGAAGAACCUUCAGAUGUUGGUUGCACUGCAUAUCAACAACAACCAGCUAGAUAUCUGGCCCCCGUGUCUGCAGUACCUGACAAGCAUCACAGAAUUGUUCAUGAAUCGCAACACGAUCGAGUUCGUUCCUCCUGAAUGCUCAACAUUGGUCAAUCUGAGACACCUCGAAGUCUCUGGAAAUCGAAUUUACGACCUUCCGCCGCAAGUCGGGGGGUGGACGAGCUUGACGACGCUCAAGAUGGAUAGCAAUCGUCUCCCCGCCUUGCCGGAGACGUUGGGGCAGCUGUCCAAGGUGGAGAGUCUUUCCUUUGCAAACAACAACAUCAUCACCUUCCCUAUGGAGGUCGGUAGCUGGCACAACCUGCGAACGCUGGACUUGUCCAAGAAUGACAUCCGAUUUCUUCCCAGCUCUAUCAGCAACUCAACCGCCAUGCGGCAGCUCUUCCUUGAGGGUAAUCCACUCAUCCAACUCCCGCUCGGCAUGGGCUCCAUGCGCGGUCUGCGCAAGCUUUCUUCCUCUCAGGCUGUUCUGUCUCGACGGCUCGAUCUGUCGGGUUUUACCAUCAGCGUGUUGCCAAAGGAGGUGAUCGAGCUGACGUCUCUCACGGAGCUGACCAUGAGAGACAACAACCUCAAGGUCGUCGUCUCAGAGAUCGAGCAGCUACCCCAGCUCGAGUUGGUCGACUUGAGCAGCAACCGGAUCAAGAUGCUCCCUGCCACCCUCGGCAAGCUGAGCAGGUUGAGGCGUCUGGACGUGAGGAGGAACCGUCUCAAGCACUUGCCUGCCAUGAUACCGCGGGAGAUUUCCUUCUGCACUCUGUUGAAGGACCUGCAGCUCGACGGCAACCGCAUCCAAGAGCUUCCGAUAGAGAUCACGAGGCUCUCCUCCCUCGCACGGCUCAAGCUCAAUGACAACUGCGUCUCCGUCGUCCCCGAGUGGAUCGGGAGGAUGUCAAGUCUGCGUCAUCUCUCGCUGGGGAACAACAGGCUGCAGCACGUCCCCUACUCCAUCUCCCUCCUCAACCUCGCGGUCCUCACGUUGGAUGGAAACCCUCUCGACUCCAUCGAGACGGGCGUGUUGAUGGGAGGAGCCAAGGGGUUGCUGGAGCAUCUGCGGUACAACCACAACUACGACAUCGCCGAUCGAAACCUGCUCCCCGACGUGAUUGAGCAGCGGCGACAGGUAGAGGCCUACCUGACAAGGACCGAGAAGGAGCUGCAGGAGAUCGAGCAGAGCUCGCUGGAAGCUGAGCUCAAGGUGAUCGGGGGCCUCGACCAACUGGAGAUCGCCAGGAACAAGCGCAUUGGUGAAGAUCGGACGGCGACGGAUGGGGCGGUGAUCCUGGAUCAGGAGAUGCUGGAUGAAGUCAGGAUCCUCGCUGAGAGGGAGCGAGCGGGCGCUGUCAUCUUCAGCUUCCUCGGGCCUGGGCUCACGGGCAACAAAGUGAGGAUGCGGGCCAAGACAAUCUUCUACGAGCUAGACGAGGACAACUCGGGGACUCUCGACCUGUCGGAGUUCCGCAAGUGGCUGCUGAGUCUUGGAGCUGACAUCAGCACGAGAGCGAUCGAGAGCUUCAUGGAAGGGAUAGGAGGCGAAGGGGGAGGAGAACUUGAACUCGAGGACUUCCAACAGCUCGUCUAUCUCGUCUACCAGGUCAAGUCAUAGCAGAGGCCAUGGACCCCUUCCGGCCCUUCCGCUUCUUUUCUCCUGCACGUGUUUCUUGUCAUGUUUAUUCAGUUGCCGCUUCUUGUACAUGUUUUCCUUUG
Messenger RNA from Guillardia theta CCMP2712, 2198 nucleotides. RefSeq lists its product as hypothetical. The record is from RefSeq and is a predicted model, not a curated record. Bases 106 to 2097 code for a protein of 663 amino acids. The transcript is spliced from 7 exons. Gene Ontology annotation, molecular function: protein binding; calcium ion binding. Lineage: Eukaryota; Cryptophyceae; Pyrenomonadales; Geminigeraceae.